This is a messenger RNA of Gasterosteus aculeatus aculeatus (three-spined stickleback), 4495 nucleotides long. Its product is annotated as dolichyl-diphosphooligosaccharide--protein glycosyltransferase subunit STT3B. Gene Ontology annotation, biological process: post-translational protein modification. Lineage: Eukaryota; Metazoa; Chordata; Actinopteri; Perciformes; Gasterosteidae. Gene Ontology annotation, molecular function: dolichyl-diphosphooligosaccharide-protein glycotransferase activity. Gene Ontology annotation, cellular component: membrane. The record is from RefSeq and is a predicted model, not a curated record.
CCCCUUUCCACCGGCGUUCGAUCGCGUAGCGUCUCUGCUGCUGCGGGCUCGGUAUGUGGCGCAUGAGUGUGCGUUUCGGGAUGUAACGGCGUCCUCACGGAGUCCCGAUACCGAAUUUACUCACUCAGAAGACCCGAACGGAGAGCGCGAGCAAACCCGAGGGAGUUUACGACAGCGCGGCGUGGAGGGAGACACGGAAGGGAGAACUAGCAAAUCCAAGCCGACACCGCACGCAGAAAUGGCGGAGCACCACGCAGCCGGCGACGGCAAGCACAAAGCGUCCACCAAUGCCGGGGGCUCGGCGCACGGGAACAGCCGACCCGGCGCGGCGGGUGGCGGAGGGGGCAAAGUGGGCCUGUCUGGUGGACUGACUCAACCGGCGGGGUGGCAGUCUUUACUCUCCUUUAGCAUUCUCUUCCUGGCCUGCCUGGCCGGAUUCAGCUCCAGACUUUUCGCGGUGAUCCGGUUCGAGAGCAUCAUCCACGAGUUUGACCCAUGGUUCAAUUACAGAUCGACGCACCAUCUCACCACAAAUGGCUUCUACGAGUUCCUCAACUGGUUUGAUGAACGGGCGUGGUACCCUUUGGGCAGGAUUGUUGGCGGCACAGUGUACCCGGGGUUAAUGGUGACUGCCGGUCUCAUCCACUACAUGCUCAACCUGCUCCACAUCACCGUCCACAUCCGGGACGUGUGUGUCUUCCUGGCGCCGGUGUUCAGCGGUCUGACGGCCAUCUCCACCUUCCUGCUGACGCGGGAGCUGUGGAACCAGGGGGCGGGUCUGCUGGCGGCCUGCUUCAUUGCCAUCGUCCCGGGCUACAUCUCCCGCUCCGUCGCGGGCUCCUUCGACAACGAGGGCAUCGCCAUCUUCGCCCUGCAGUUCACCUACUACCUCUGGGUGAAGUCGGUGAAGACGGGCUCCGUGUUCUGGGCCAUCGGCUGUUGUCUCUCCUAUUUCUACAUGGUGUCGGCAUGGGGAGGUUACGUGUUUAUCAUCAACCUGAUUCCCCUGCAUGUGUUUGUGCUGAUGCUGAUGCAACGCUACAGCAGAAGAGUCUACAUCGCUUACAGCACUUUUUACAUCGUGGGUCUUGUACUGUCGAUGCAGAUCCCCUUUGUCGGCUUCCAGCCAAUCAGGACCAGCGAGCACAUGGCUGCUGCCGGUGUGUUUGCUCUUCUCCAAGCCUACGCCUUCCUGCAGUACCUGAAGGACCGGCUGACCAGACAGGAGUUCCAGACACUUUUCCUCCUCGGCGUGUCUCUUGCUGCCGGCGUGGUCUUCCUCACCGUCAUCUAUCUCACUUACACAGGAUACAUCGCGCCGUGGAGCGGUCGCUUCUACUCUCUCUGGGACACCGGCUAUGCAAAGAUCCACAUCCCCAUCAUCGCGUCGGUGUCGGAGCACCAGCCGACGACGUGGGUCUCCUUCUUCUUCGACCUCCACAUCCUGGUCUGCACGUUCCCCGCGGGCCUCUGGUUCUGCAUCAAGAACGUCAAUGAUGAACGAGUGUUUGUGGCCCUGUACGCCAUCAGCGCGGUCUAUUUCGCCGGCGUGAUGGUGCGCCUGAUGCUCACGCUGACGCCGGUGGUGUGCAUGCUCUCUGCGGUGGCCUUCUCCAGCGUCUUCGAGCACUACAUGGGAGAUGACACCAAGAGGGAGAAACCGCCCGCCGAGGACAGCAGCGACGAGGACGACAAGAGGAGUUCUGGGAAUCUUUACGACAAGGCCGGCAAGGUGCGCAAACACGUGUCUGAGCAGGAGAAGGCCGAGGAGGGCCUCGGCCCCAACGUCAAGUCCAUCGUCACCAUGCUCAUGCUCAUGCUGCUGAUGAUGUUCGCCGUCCACUGCACCUGGGUCACCAGCAACGCCUACUCCAGUCCCAGUGUGGUGCUGGCCUCGUACAACCACGACGGGACGCGCAACAUCCUGGAUGACUUCAGGGAGGCCUACUACUGGCUGAGGCAGAAUACAGACGAGCACGCCCGCGUCAUGUCGUGGUGGGACUACGGGUACCAGAUAGCCGGCAUGGCCAACAGGACCACGCUGGUCGAUAACAACACGUGGAACAACAGUCACAUAGCACUGGUGGGGAAAGCCAUGUCUUCCAAUGAGAGCGCGGCCUACGAAAUCAUGAGGUCGCUGGAUGUGGACUACGUGCUGAUCAUCUUCGGAGGAGUUAUCGGCUACUCAGGAGACGAUAUAAACAAGUUCCUGUGGAUGGUGAGGAUAGCCGAGGGAGAGCACCCAAAGGACAUCAGGGAGAGCGACUACUUCACCCCUCAGGGAGAGUUCAGGGUGGAUAAGGCCGGAUCACCAACUCUGCUCAACUGCCUCAUGUACAAGAUGUCCUACUACCGAUUUGGUGAAAUGCAGCUGGACUUCCGGACGCCACCCGGCUUCGACCGCACGCGCAACGCCGAGAUCGGCAACAAGGACAUCAAGUUCAAGCACCUGGAGGAGGCGUUCACCUCCGAGCACUGGCUGGUGAGGAUCUACAAGGUGAAGAGCCUGGACAACAGGGAGCCGCUGGACCACAAGCUCCGCAGCGUGGUGCCCAGGCAGAAGUACACCUCCAAGAAGACGGCCAAGAGGAAGCGAGGACACAUCAAGAACAAGCUUUCCCUGAGGAAAGGCAAGAAACUACAAAAGAAAUAACGGCCACGAUGAACUCUUUCUAGCAAAACAAACAACUGCGAAGAAACCUCCAACAACCAACGAAGAAGAACACAAAGGCCGUUUAUCUGGCACUUGGUCUCCCGCGCUUCUCAUUAGAGCGCCCCUGUGUGUUGAGGAAGUGUCAUUAGCUCCAGAACAGUUGCUUAAUUCUCCCCUCCUUUGUUUUCCUUGUUUUCUAGCUGGUCGUUGUUGUUGUUUUUUUACUUGGUACUUGAAUGUGUGGCGAGGCAGAGGGCUGCUCGGCGUCAAUUUAAUGUGUGGUGUGUUUAAUUAACUGCUUAUCAGUGUGGCCGUCGUGGGUGUGAGGAGGGGGAGGAGGUGGUGGGAGGAGGAGGAGGGGGCGGCUGAGAAGACUAGGAACAUUUGCACCAAAGACCCGUCUCCCUUGCUCCACGGCACAUGUGCACUCAUUGCUGAGGAGGGACUCGUUCCUGACGCGUGUACAGAGGACAGUAUGCGGAAUGGAGGAACGCCACCGUCGGUAAAAUGAACCUUCUUAUCGUCUUCGUCUGCCUUGCUCCUCGACCUUUUUUAUUUUAUUUUCCAAAAGAUCCUUUAGAAAAAACAAUUGGCCUAAUGUGUAAAUAUGUUAUGUAAAGAAUAAGUCUAAAAGGUUGAUAAUAUAUUGGAUUAUUGUGAUUUUUAAAAAUGCAGUUUUCAGUUCUCAUUUCUUUGUGAUUAUUUUGCUCGUUUUUUGUAUGACAGCCAAUAGCUCAGUGAAUGCAAUAAUUCUUGUACAGAGGUGCUUGAGAUUUAGUUGGAAGAAUGAAUGUGAAUUUUUACAACGCCCCCUCCAGCACCCCCCCUUCUCUCAUAAAUGGCAUCGAUUGUACAUUUCUGCUGCUAGGGGAUUCUACGACAGAAGCCAGCUAUGGUGUGUAAAAAGUAGGGAUAAUAAAUUCAGCGCCCCGUCCUGCAGAGGGAGCUCUCUCUCCGUGCCUCAUCGAUUAGUGAUGCUCUGCGAUGCGUAUCAAUGGCGCCAGACUUCAACACGUCUGGGAAUACACUUGUGUGUGUGUGGGGGGAGAAAGUGAGGGGCGGAAAGUUCUCCGACGACCGACUUUAUUGUACCUUUAGAGCUGUGUCCUAAUUCUGCAUUGAAGACUUGAUUCACACGGAGGCUCGACGGCUUCUUAUUCGUGCUCCAUGUGUUACGGUGGAGUGGCCCUUUAGUUUUCUGUCGGUCGACUAGUAGAUGAGACACUAAAGAAUACUGAUCAUUUCUAGUGUAUUCUUGAUAUUAGUAUUCAGUGUUAUUGAAUUAUCAGUUUCUGUUCAUUUGGUUAAUAAAAUGCUACAAGCAGCUUUUUUUUUUUUUUAGAUUAGUCAAAGUUCAUGUUUUUUAACCUUCCAUUUAUUUUAAGUAUGCAGUUGGGACACAGCUCUGUUGAGCCGUAACCUUUGGCCUCUUGUUCUAUGGGCACUGCACUGUUCUUCGACCGUCUGGGUUCUCCAGAUGUUCCUGUAUGUGCACGCUUGGUAAGUUUUUCAUGUUAAUUUUGAUCAAGUAACGACUCGUCAAACAGCUGAUCUUCCACAUCUCACUGGAGAGUGACUUAUUUUUGUUUUUCUUUGACUUUUAUUACUUUUACAAAUAUUGUCUGAAACUUUCACUCUUCAGACCAUUGACACAUCUUUCUGAUUUGUUGAGCCUUAAUGUGAUGUACACUUGUUGCCCUCUUUCAUUUUGUGUCGAUUAGCAGCGGCAGAACGGUGCCGUCUGUCCUUCACACGGUUUUGUUUGAAAUCUCUGCUUCACCUUCAAAGUUUACAUUUAUACAUUGUUGUUCAGCCAUCUUUAAAUAUACACUUUAAUGAAAA